AUGGAGCAUGAAAAGACCGCAGACCACCAACCUGGCGAUACGAGCAAAACGGAAGAGUCUGAUGCAAGGCGCCGUUCAAGUCUCGUUGAUGUGCGCGACGAUGAGUUCAUCAACGUCUCUGGCCAUAAACAAGAGCUCGACCGCCUCUUCAGCUCCUUCAGUGUCGUGUCGACAGCCAUCACCACCGGCAAUGUAUGGAUUGCCCUUGCUGGCACCAUCGCCGUGGCCAUUUUCAAUGGCGGUCCCACUGGCAUAAUCUACGAAUUCAUCGUCGUCUCCUUCUUUUACUGGUUCAUUGCAGCCAGUGUUGCCGAACUGGCUUCCGCAAUUCCUUCUUCUGCGGGAGUCUAUCACUGGGCUACGGUCACGGCUGGGCCACGUUAUGGUCGCGUAUGCGGAUAUUUGGCAGGAUGGUGGAACUUCUUCGCCUGGAUCUUUGCCACGGCCGUGACCUUGCAGAUCACGGCAGCUAUAAUCAUUACGAUGGCCCAGCUCAAUGCAUCAACCUAUGAGUAUCAGCGGUGGCAGGUCUUUGUGCUCUUCUUGUUCUGCGCCUGGCUUUUCGCAGCAGUCGUGCUGUUCUUCAACAAGGCCAUCCCCCUUCUCGAGCAAAUCGGGGGCUUCUUCAUCAUUGCCGGGUUUUUGAUCACGGUCCUCGUCUCAGCUAUUAUGCCGCACGUGCAGCAUAGAGAAUAUGCCACUUCCCAUCAGGUGUGGAACUCGUUCACAAAUUUGACGGGGUAUAGCAGUUCUGGAUUUGCUUUUCUACUGGGAAUGCUGAACGGAGCGUUUGCGGUCGGAGUGCCUGACCUCACAAGUCAUUUGGCCGAAGAGAUGCAAAAUCCCAGCAAAAACAUUCCGGUAGCAGUGCUUUGGCAAUAUAUCAUCGGCUUCCUCACCGGCCUACUGUUUCUGAUUGCGGUCCUCUACGGCCUGACCGACCUCGACAGUCUCUUUGACACAGGCUACGUCUUCCCACUCGGCGAGAUCUACCGCCAAGGUACAGGCACCAGUGCUGGGGCUAUUGGCCUUUUGUUCCUCGUCCUUGCGCCCACCACGAUUGCCUGCAUGGGAUGUUAUUUGACGGCCUCGAGAAUUUUCUGGACAUUGGCCCGUGAUCGCGCCACUCCUUUUGCGGGAUUCUUCUCAACGGUCUCUCCGCGCUUGAAAGUCCCGGCGAACUCGAUCGUUUUGUGUGCAGUGAUCUGCACGAUCCUUGGAUGUAUCUACGUCGGUAAUCUGACCGCCUUUAACGCCUUUACCAGCUCUUACAUCGUCCUCUCCAUGGGUUCGUAUCUCUCCGCGAUUUUGCCGAAUCUGCUAUCCCGACGAACAAAGGUUGUCCCGGGACGGUUCUAUAUGCCCGGCGCGAUCGGGCUCGUUGUCAACACGGUCUCGUGCCUGUUUAUGAUGGCCUUUAUUGUGAUUUUCUGCUUUCCGUUCGCCAUGCCCGUCGACGCCGAGACGAUGAAUUAUACGUGCGUCAUUUUCGGGGGACUUACCAUUAUCAUGGGCACUUUCUACCUGCUUCUGAGACGGCAGUAUGAUGGGCCUCGCGUGAUCAUGCUCGGUAAGAGCGUGGAGAUGACCGCGCAGGAAUACCGCAACUCGAUCGCCGCGUGA
This is a messenger RNA of Fonsecaea nubica, 1623 nucleotides long. RefSeq lists its product as hypothetical. Gene Ontology annotation, biological process: amino acid transport; transmembrane transport. The transcript has 8 exons. The record is from RefSeq and is a predicted model, not a curated record. Gene Ontology annotation, molecular function: transmembrane transporter activity. Lineage: Eukaryota; Fungi; Ascomycota; Eurotiomycetes; Chaetothyriales; Herpotrichiellaceae. Gene Ontology annotation, cellular component: membrane. The coding region runs from base 1 to 1623 and encodes 540 amino acids.